Molecule: messenger RNA, 873 nt
Organism: Brachypodium distachyon (stiff brome)
Lineage: Eukaryota; Viridiplantae; Streptophyta; Magnoliopsida; Poales; Poaceae
Product: 17.9 kDa class I heat shock protein
Exons: 1
Coding region: 166-642 (158 amino acids)
Biological process (GO): protein complex oligomerization; response to hydrogen peroxide; response to salt stress
Source: RefSeq, a predicted model, not a curated record
UGUUUUCUUCUCCACUACCACCAUUCCCACACUCAAUAAAUUCUCCCCUCGCUCCGGACAGAGACCCAUCCAAACGAUCAAAAAAUCUAUCUCCGCAUCCGAAACACCAACCAAAUCGCCGUUCCCUUCGACCAGCAGCUUGAUUCGCCACCGACCCGACCGACAAUGUCGCUGAUCCGCCGCAGCAACGUGUUCGACCCCUUCUCCCUCGACCUCUGGGACCCGUUCGACGGUUUUCCCUUCGGCUCCGGCAGCAGCAGCCUCGUCCCGUCCUUCCCCCGCUCCUCCUCCUCCGAGACGGCGGCCUUCGCGGGCGCCCGCAUCGACUGGAAGGAGACCCCCGAGGCGCACGUGUUCAAGGCGGAUGUGCCGGGGCUGAAGAAGGAGGAGGUGAAGGUGGAGGUGGAGGACGGCAACAUCCUGCAGAUCAGCGGCGAGCGCAACAAGGAGCACGAGGAGAAGACCGACACCUGGCACCGGGUGGAGCGCAGCAGCGGCAAGUUCCUGCGCAGGUUCAGGCUCCCCGACAACGCCAAGGCGGAGCAGGUCAAGGCGUCCAUGGAGAACGGCGUGCUCACCGUCACCGUGCCCAAGGAGGAGGCCAAGAAGCCCGACGUCAAGUCCAUCCAGAUCUCCGGCUAGACGCCUGCGUCCCCUGCGUGUGAUGAAGCUUGCCUGAGUCGUCGCGAUGGAAUAAAUUCGAGUCUUGUUGUGUUGUCCGGUGUGUGAUGGUCUGAUGUCUCGUCGAGUCAGUGAUUCUCUUCUGUCUGUGUUCUCAGUCCUUCUGUAUGUUUCCAUCGUUCGCGUCUGUAAUCGAUGCUGCUCUCUCAGUGACUAAGGAACAAUGAUGCUGUUGGAGUCGAUAUUACGUUU